CGGAAGUGAGAGUGAACAACGUGCGCGCUUGUGACAAAGCAGAAAAAGGCGUUUUAAUGAUAACACGCGGGCGAGGGCUGUUUGUUUUAAUUUAGAGAUCAGCCUUUCGCGCCGAGCUUCUGGUUCCUGGCGGGCAGAGCACUUAGUUGCGCCCGCGUGGCAGCAUUAACGGCGAGGACGAGUCUCCUUUCGAAACGCCCUGAAUAGGAAGCGCCUUUGAAGCUACUCUGUACCCCAUUAUUUAGCAGACACGAAUCGUGGUGAAAGAUAGAGAUUCUAAAGCAAGCAAGGAAAGACAGAAACGAUAUGUGUUCUGAAUAUCCUGGAUAUAAUGGAGCUGAUUGUACACUCUGUCGCACCUAACAGUUAUAUUUACUUUUUCUGGAAAGUGGAUUGAUAAAGAAUUGAUAAGUCUGAAGUGCCCAGAGGUUACAAAAACAGAAAUAACUGCUUGGUUUGCCUUUCACCAAUUAGCCUGCCCUCUCUAUACAGACAUGUCUGUUGAUGGUACUGAUGGAGAUAGCCCAAGAUUUUUUGUUGGAUGUGAAGAUGGAGAAUCCGAUGAAUUACUGGAUCCUGUUAAAUUAGAAAGUCAUGACUAUUGUUAUGGAAAUCCUGAGGAGGAGGAAGAUGAUGAUGAUGAUGAAGAAUAUGACUCUCCUCCAGAAAGACAAAUCAUUGUUGGAAUAUGUGCUAUGGCAAAAAAAUCUAAAUCCAAGCCCAUGAAGGAAAUUUUGGAACGCCUUUGCUUAUUCAAAUACAUAACUGUUGUGAUAUUUGAAGAAGACGUAAUACUGAAUGAACCUGUAGACAACUGGCCUCUUUGUGACUGCCUGAUAUCUUUUCAUUCAAAAGGCUUUCCCUUGGACAAAGCUGUAGCUUAUUCAGAACUGCGAAAACCCUUUGUUAUUAAUGACUUGGACUUGCAGUAUCACAUUCAGGAUAGGAGGGAAGUGUAUAGAAUUUUAAAGGAGGAGGGGAUCCUACUUCCACGGUAUGCAGUUCUUAAUCGUGAUCCUGACAGACCUGAAGAAUGCAGCUUGGUUGAAGGAGAAGAUCAUGUAGAAGUCAAUGGUGAGAUUUUCCAGAAACCAUUUGUGGAGAAGCCAGUGAGUGCCGAGGACCAUAAUGUGUAUAUUUACUACCCAACAUCUGCAGGAGGUGGAAGCCAAAGGUUGUUUCGUAAGAUUGGUAGCCGAAGCAGUGUGUAUUCCCCAGAAAGUAAUGUCAGAAAAACAGGAUCGUACAUUUAUGAGGAGUUUAUGCCAACAGAUGGUACUGAUGUUAAGGUUUACACAGUAGGCCCUGAUUAUGCUCACGCUGAAGCCCGGAAGUCACCUGCUCUUGAUGGCAAAGUAGAACGUGACAGUGAAGGAAAAGAAGUUAGAUACCCUGUCAUCUUAAAUGCCAGAGAGAAGCUCAUUGCUUGGAAAGUUUGUCUUGCUUUUAAGCAAACUGUAUGUGGUUUUGAUUUACUUCGUGCAAAUGGGCAGUCAUAUGUCUGUGAUGUCAAUGGAUUCAGCUUUGUGAAAAAUUCCAUGAAAUAUUAUGAUGACUGUGCUAAAAUUUUAGGAAACAUUGUAAUGAGAGAGUUAGCACCCCAAUUUCAAAUACCUUGGUCUAUCCCACUUGAAGCUGAAGAUAUACCUAUUGUUCCUACAACUUCAGGCACAAUGAUGGAACUUCGGUGUGUCAUAGCAGUUAUUCGACAUGGAGAUCGGACUCCAAAACAAAAGAUGAAAAUGGAAGUUAGGCAUCAAAGGUUUUUUGAUCUGUUUGAAAAAUAUGAAGGAUACAAAACUGGAAAGCUGAAACUAAAGAAACCAAAGCAACUUCAGGAAGUAUUAGACAUCGCACGGCAGCUACUUGUAGAACUUGGGCAAAAUAAUGAUUCAGAAAUUGAAGAAAGUAAAGCUAAGCUUGAACAACUGAAAACAGUCCUUGAAAUGUAUGGUCAUUUUUCUGGUAUUAAUCGCAAAGUUCAGUUAACUUACCUUCCUCAUGGCUGUCCAAAAACAUCAAGUGAAGAAGAAGACAAUCGCAGAGAUGAUCCAUCUCUGUUGUUAGUGCUAAAAUGGGGUGGAGAGCUUACUCCUGCUGGAAGAGUACAGGCUGAAGAGCUUGGAAGAGCAUUUAGGUGUAUGUACCCUGGAGGACAAGGUGAUUAUGCUGGUUUUCCUGGAUGUGGUUUACUUCGUUUACAUAGUACUUACCGGCAUGAUUUAAAAAUAUAUGCUUCUGAUGAAGGUAGAGUUCAGAUGACUGCUGCUGCAUUUGCUAAGGGCUUAUUAGCUCUUGAGGGAGAACUGACCCCAAUAUUAGUACAAAUGGUAAAAAGUGCCAAUAUGAAUGGCUUGUUGGACAGUGAAGGUGACUCUCUAAGCAGCUGUCAGCAGCGUGUCAAAGCCAGAUUACAUGAAAUUCUUCAGAAGGACCGAGAUUUCACAGCUGAAGAUUAUGAAAAAUUGGCACCUACAGCAAGCGCAUCUUUAAUUAAAUCAAUGCAGAUGAUUAAAAAUCCUGUAAAAACAUGUGAUAAAGUUUACUCAGUGAUUCAGAGUUUGACAUCACAAAUAAGGCAAAGAAUGGAGGACCCCAAAUCUACUGACAUUCAGCUUUAUCACAGUGAAACACUUGAGCUUAUGCUCCGAAGAUGGGCAAAACUGGAGAAGGAUUUUAAAAUGAAGAAUGGAAGAUAUGAUAUUAGCAAAAUUCCUGACAUCUAUGACUGUAUCAAAUAUGAUGUUCAACACAACUGUGCUUUAAAGUUGGAUCACACAAUGGAAUUAUAUCGACUUUCAAAAGCUUUAGCUGACAUAGUCAUUCCACAGGAAUAUGGUAUUGCAAAGGCUGAGAAGCUGGAUAUUGCGAAAGGAUACUGCACCCCCUUGAUUAGAAAAAUCCGUUCAGACCUACAAAGAACACAAGAUGACGAUACUGUUAAUAAAUUGCACCCUGUAUAUUCAAGAGGAGUUAUGUCUCCUGAACGACAUGUUCGGACAAGAUUGUAUUUUACUAGUGAGAGUCAUGUUCAUUCCCUGCUUUCUAUAUUGCGUUAUGGCGCUUUAUGUGAUGAAAACAAAGAUGACCAAUGGAAGAGAGCCAUGGAUUAUCUCAAUGUUGUUAGUGAGCUUAAUUACAUGACACAGAUUGUAAUCAUGCUUUAUGAAGAUCCUAGUAAGGAUGUAUCUUCUGAUGAUCGCUUUCAUGUUGAAUUGCAUUUUAGCCCUGGUGCAAAGGGCUGUGAAGAAGACAAGAAUUUGCCAUCAGGUUUUGGAUACAGACCAGCAUCCCGGGAGAGCGAUGGUUACAAGAAGAAAAGUCAGAAUAACGAUAGUGAUGAAGAGCUUGCAUCCUCUAAAAGGGACGAACCGGAUCGAUCCCUCAUGAUGUUUAGGCCAAUGGUAUCUGAUCCAAUCUUCAUACACAGGAAGUCUCCUCUGCCUCGCUCUAAAAAAAUUGGCUCUGUAGAAGAAGAGAGCCCCCUGAGUGUAUCUAGCCCUGAGUGUAUUGGUACCUGGAUGCAUUACACCUGUGGUGUGGGUACUGGGCGUCGAAGACGCAGAUCAGGGGAACAAAUAACUUCUUCCCCUGUCUCCCCCAAAUCACUGGCUUUCACGUCCAGUAUUUUUGGCUCAUGGCAACAGGUUUUAUCUGAGAACAGCAGUCAUGCUAGAGUUGCUCGGCUUCAUGCCGAGCAGAAGCAUGCAGGAAUAGGGUCUCAUUGUGCGGGUCUGUUUAGCACUACUGUGCUCGGGGCUUCUUCAAGCGCACCUAAUCUACAGGAUUAUGCUCGUACGCAUCGUAAAAAGCUGACUUCAUCUGGCUUCUUAGAUGACGCUACACGUGGUUCUGCUGUUAAAAGAUUUUCUAUCUCAUUUGCUCGACACCCAACCAAUGGGUUUGAGUUGUAUUCCAUGGUACCUUCAAUAUGCCCGCUUGAGACCCUCCAUAAUUCCUUGUCUCUUAAGCAAGUGGAUGAAUUUUUGGCUUCUGUUGCUGCAUCAUCUAAUGAAACAUUCUUGGAAACUCCAACUUCUUCCCCAGCUUCUUCUGUAAGUUUUGGUGCAUCUUCCAGCAGAAAAUCAUCUUUAAAUACUUAUACUCCUGCCAAGAUUCUGCCAUCUCCAUUCACUCAGUCAAUGAACAAGGCUACAAGCAUGGGAGCCAUUGUGAUUGGCGAGCCUUGUGACACAUGUUCAGAUAUUAGUUUGUCUUCCACUGAUCAGCAUUCAGCACCAACCAGUCCUGCUAACCAAGAGCAAGAAGCAGAAUCUGCUCAAAAGCUAUAACUGCUAAAUAGGGUUGUUUUAGUAACAUCUUGUAAAACAUUAGAGAAAGAUUUGUUUUGUUUACAUUUAGCUUAUUUUGUAUUGGCUUUGUAAAUAACAUUUGUAAAAUUAGCAGUGAUGAUUUAAUUUCCUGUAUAUAUAAUUUGUUUUAUGGAAAUUUAUGAGAAAAUGAACCACCAACUGAUUUCAUUUGGUGUUGCAUUAUUCACUAGCUGUCAAGCAGCUAUUUAAAGAAAAAAACUGUAUAGAUAUUAUAGGUUUCACUUGAAAAAUACAAAUUCAAUAUCAUUUUAUUUUUUAUACAUAAAAGUAUUUUAAGGGUGAAAAUAGUUCAAAUUAUUUUUGUGUAUUAGGGAAAUGGCUUUUUCUUGAGUACUUCGUAAGUGUUAGAUAUAAAAUAGAAAUAAAUUAUUUUAUAGUUCUUGUACUAACAUUUUAAUUCCAGAUAAUGCAUUUAAGUCUUUAAUGUGUUAUUUUUCUUCCUCUGAAAGGCACCAGUGUUAUUUCAAAGCGUAUUUGUGCUUUCUUUCAAAUAAAUAUUUUUAGCCUUUCUGAA
Molecule: messenger RNA, 4848 nt
Organism: Polypterus senegalus (gray bichir)
Lineage: Eukaryota; Metazoa; Chordata; Cladistia; Polypteriformes; Polypteridae
Gene: ppip5k2
Product: diphosphoinositol pentakisphosphate kinase 2
Exons: 31
Coding region: 495-4292 (1265 amino acids)
Biological process (GO): inositol metabolic process; inositol phosphate biosynthetic process
Cellular component (GO): cytosol
Molecular function (GO): diphosphoinositol pentakisphosphate kinase activity; 5-diphosphoinositol pentakisphosphate 1-kinase activity; inositol hexakisphosphate kinase activity
Source: RefSeq, a predicted model, not a curated record